Messenger RNA from Lingula anatina, 2428 nucleotides. RefSeq lists its product as uncharacterized. Gene Ontology annotation, molecular function: DNA-binding transcription factor activity, RNA polymerase II-specific; RNA polymerase II cis-regulatory region sequence-specific DNA binding. Gene Ontology annotation, biological process: regulation of transcription by RNA polymerase II. NCBI's taxonomy places the organism in Eukaryota, Metazoa, Brachiopoda, Lingulata, Lingulida, Lingulidae. The record is from RefSeq and is a predicted model, not a curated record.
UUGAUGCAAGUUCUUGAAACAAAAAAGAACAGAUUAUGAUAAGCGAUUACACUCAUUGCCAUUUUUAUUUUGUAUCAUUGAUAGUAAUGAGUUCAAAAAGUGCAAGAUUACAUGUUGUGUGAUGACGUCAUCACUUUAUGAGCUCCAACUGGGAAAGUAUAUUAAUUUCACAUAGGGCCCAGAAUAAGCCUUAGUUGAGAUUAUCUGCCCCUCCUUUGUUUGGUCAAGAAUUCAUUUAAUAGGACAUUGGACACGGUAGGCUGCAGAAACUUCCGAAAUAUAUGGAUUGCAUCUUCUCUAGGACCUGACUACUUUGAUACUAUUAGCUUAGGGACUGGAGAAUUCAAAGUAAAAGGAAGUGGGGAAAUGUUUGUCUAGCUGAGCUGCAGAUAUUUGCUGAGGGACUGGACAAUUCAAAAUGAGAGGUCCUCGCUUCAGAAAUGUUUCUGCUUAGCUGAACUGCAGGCAGUUGAAGAGAUCAUGUUAUUGAUUAAUAACAGACCCUAAAUUCUUGAUAUCUUCUCUUGGGAAUAUAGAAAGAGAAAUUGUAGAAACGGCAGUGUUGACUUUAACUCUGAAAAGAGCUGCAUUUUUUAUGGAUGGAAGAGAAAUCGCAUUACUAGUAAACAGUUAGUUGUGGCAAUAGAUUCCAUGAAACCCUUUUGUGUUAAUUCACCUGUUAUAGUACACACGUUUUGAAAAUUGUGCAAAUACUUUCAGAAAAGUGGGGAGAUAAUAACCUCAUAAGAAAAAUUAGCUAUUUUUUUUUUCAAAACUCACACUCACAUUGAAGAGAGCAUACAAUAACAACUGCUGAAGAAAUUGUGAUUUCACCAAAAAGGGAUAAUGUUUUAAAUCUUCUCAUUGAAAGACAAACAGAAAAAAGCUAGUAGAAAUUCUGUGAUCAAUUACAUCCAAGAAGAAAUGGAGAACACCUUGAAAGAAGAGCAGUGGGGAGACUAUGAGACAUUUGCUGUUUCUCUAAAAAAUACUUCUGUUCAUGAAAGAAUUCAGGAUGGAAAAAAAGUACACAAAUGUCAGUACUGUGAUAUGACAUUUCCUUAUAAAUCUAAUUGUACUCUCCAUGAAAGAAUUCACACUGGAGAAAAACCAUACAAAUGCCAGUUCUGUGAUAAGACGUUUAUUCAAAAACACAAUUGCAGUCUUCAUGAAAGAAUCCACACUGGAGAGAAACGAUACAAAUGUCAGCACUGUGAUAGGGCAUUUACUCACAAACUGUCUUGUACUAUUCAUGAGAGAACUCACACUGGAGAGAAACCAUACAAAUGCCAGUAUUGCGAUACAGCAUUUACUCAAAAAAGGAGUUGUGUUCUUCACGAAAGAAUUCACACUGGGGAUAAACGAUAUAAAUGUCAGUACUGUGAUAAGGCAUUUACUCAUAAAAAUGCUUGUACUGGUCAUGAAAAAACUCACAUUGGGGAAAGGCCCUUCAAAUGCCAGUUUUGUGAUAAGACAUUUACUAGAAAACAACACUGCAUAGACCAUGAAAGAAUUCACACUGGAGAGAAAACAUCCAAAUGCCAGUACUGUGAUAAAACAUUUGCUAGAAAACAGAAAUGCAUUGAACAUGAAAGAAUUCACACUGGAGAGAAUACAUACAAUUGCCAGUACUGUGAUAAAAGAUUUGUCAUUAAAAACCAGUGCAUUGACCAUGAGAGAAUUCACACUGGAGAGAAACCAUACAAAUGCCAGUACUGUGAUAAAACAUUUUCUCGCAAACAGAAAUGCACAAUCCAUGAAAGAAUUCACACUGGAGAAAAACCAUACAAAUGCCCAUAUUGUGAUAAGGAAUUUAGAACAAGGAAUCAUUAUGUUCAACAUGAGAGAACCCAUACAGGAGAGAAACCCUACAAAUGUCAAUAUUGUCUGCAGGCAUUUUCUCAUAAAGGGAGUUGCAAUAAUCAUGAAAGAAUUCAUGUUGGCGAGAAACCCCACAAAACUCAGCAGUGGAGUGAGUCAUUUGAUGUAAAGUCUGAUUGUGUUGUACUUUAUCCUGAAGUUAUUCACAGUGAAGGUAAACCAUACAAGUGUAAUUUUUGUUACAAGACAUUUGUCAGCAAAAAUGAAUGUGAUCUACAUGAAAAAGAUCACACAAUAGCACAUGGACAUUGUGAUACAGAAGUUGACUAUUGUAAAAAUGUGGUCAGCCCUGAUAUUGACAGAGUACCACAAAAAUUGAUCAAAAGUGAAAAUGGAGAUGAUGGUCCAACAAGGAAUCAGCCGUAUCCUGUGGCUUUGUUUAAAAACGCAUUUACUUAAAGUUUAGUCUUAGAUAUAUACUAACACUUUGUGUUGUAGCAUUGUGAAGAUAAUUAACAUUUAAUGCACAGAUAGUUCUGUUUUAAAAAUUAGGAAAAAUUGGUUUGAUGUACACGUUGUAAGUAUUAAAUGGCAAUUCUGCUGAUUA